AUGCAGACGGUUGAGAUCAAAGUGAAAAUGGAUUGUGAUGGAUGUGAGAGAAGAGUCAAGAAUGCGGUUAAAAACUUGAAAGGAGUAAGAAGUGUGGAUGUGAACCGAAAGCAACACCGUGUAACGGUGAGCGGUUUUGUGGAGCCGAGGAAGGUUCUAAAGAGAGUGAAAAGAACAGGAAAACGGGCCGAACUGUGGCCCUAUAUUCCUUAUAACCUGGUACAACACCCUUAUGUAGCUCAAGCAUAUGACAAACGAGCCCCGUCUGGAUUCGUGCGCAAUGUUUCGCAGGCGGUCUCGAUGCCAAAUUCAGAUGAGGAAAGAAUGUCUUAUUUUUUCAGUGAUGAUAACACAAAUGCCUGUUCUAUUAUGUGA
Messenger RNA from Striga hermonthica, 375 nucleotides. NCBI's taxonomy places the organism in Eukaryota, Viridiplantae, Streptophyta, Magnoliopsida, Lamiales, Orobanchaceae. The record is from the annotation of a GenBank genome assembly.